Molecule: messenger RNA, 12980 nt
Organism: Coregonus clupeaformis (lake whitefish)
Lineage: Eukaryota; Metazoa; Chordata; Actinopteri; Salmoniformes; Salmonidae
Gene: spen
Product: spen family transcriptional repressor
Exons: 15
Coding region: 300-10991 (3563 amino acids)
Biological process (GO): regulation of transcription by RNA polymerase II
Cellular component (GO): nucleus
Molecular function (GO): mRNA binding
Source: RefSeq, a predicted model, not a curated record
UUUAGGUAGCUACAAGCCUUCUUUCGACAGCCAAAAGGUCGCAUGGAGUCAGGGACGCGCCUAGUCACGGGAACAGUAAUAGAGCGCGUGCUCGUAAGCCCAGAUCGCGCUUAGACAGCAAAGGGAAUCAAACAGCGUGCAAGAAUUGAACCCCAAUGGUUACAUUGGGCCAGAACCAGCAGUCGAUGAUCUACGCACAAUACUUCGCUGCGCUCAAUUUCGCAACGUAUUUUACUUUAUAUCGGAAAAGAUAAGGACAUCAAACUCAUCUGUAUGAUCGGGGGACAGGAGUGCACAGUAUGGUCCGGGAAACCAGACAUUUAUGGGUGGGAAAUUUACCCGAAAAUGUACGAGAGGAGAAAAUCAUUGAGCACUUCAAGCGAUAUGGACGGGUGGAGAGUGUCAAGGUCCUUCCAAAACGGGGGUCAGAAGGUGGAGUCGCAGCUUUUGUGGAUUUUGUGGACAUUAAAAGUGCUCAGAAGGCUCAUAAUUCUAUCAACAAGAUGGGGGACAGAGACCUGCGCACUGAUUACAAUGAGCCAGGCACAAUCCCUAGUGCCGUGAGAGGGCUGGACGAUAGCCUGUCCUUAGGCUCUCGUGGGCGGGAUGUUUCAGGGUUUACAAGGGCGGCAGGGGGCCCGGUGUAUGGGCCCCCUGCAUCUCUCCACAGCAGAGAGGGACGCUAUGAACGCAGACUAGACGGGACUGCUGAAAGUCGGGAUCGAGCAUAUGAUCACAGUGCCUAUGGUCAUCACGAGCGUGCUGGCAGCAGCUUUGACCGGCAGCGUCACUACGACACAGACUAUUACCGAGAUACCAGGGAGAGAACACUUAACACUGGGACUGGAACUGCCAGUGGAGGUGGUGGGGCUGUCUCUGCAGGGGUCGGUGGAGGAGUUGUAGGUGCUGGCGCCAGUGGAACAGGUGGAGGGACUGGGGCUGUGGCUGGAGGAAGUGGAGGAUCUUCAUCGGUUGGUGUGGGAUACUAUCGUUCACAUAGCCGGAGCCCGAGCCACUUUGAUACACCAGAGCCUCGAUAUGAGCCUCGUACCAGAGAACCCUUUAUUCUGGCCAGCGUAGUUCACAGGGAUUUGUACCAAGAAGAGGGAGGUCGGCGUAGAGAUCGUUCUUACCACGACAGUCGUAGCCGGUCUCCACACUCUUCACAUUCAUGUAACCCCUCUCCACAAAGGUUGGCGACUCAGGCAUCCCGGCCUCCCCGCUCCCACAGUGGCUCCGGCUCUCGCAGCCGUUCCUCCAGUUCCGACUCAGUCAGCAGCACCAGCAGCAGCACCAGUGGCAGCAGUGAUUCCAGCAGUAGUUCAAGUGAUGACUCCCCAGCACGUUCAGUUCAGUCUGCUGCCGUCCCUGCACCUUCAACUCUGCCUUUAUCUGCCCUUGACAAGGAUGAGCCUCGAAAAAGCUUUGGUGUCAAGGUCCAGAAUCUUCCUGUGCGUUCUACAGAUACAAGUCUGAAGGAUGGCCUGUUCCAUGAGUUCAAGAAGUAUGGGAAGGUGACGUCUGUGCAAAUCCAUGGAUCUUUAGAGGAGCGCUAUGGACUAGUGUUCUUUCGCCAGCAGGAGGACCAGGAGAAGGCCCUGGGUGCAUCAAAGGGGAAGCUGUUUUUUGGCAUGCAAAUUGAGGUCAUUGCCUGGAACGGCCCUGGUGCGUCCACAACUGAGACUGAAAGCGAGAAUGAGUUCCGGCCUCUGGAUGAGAGGAUAGACGAAUUUCACCCCAAAGCCACACGGACUCUGUUUAUUGGCAACCUGGAAAAGACCACCAGCUACCAUGAUCUGCUCAAUAUCUUUCAGCGCUUUGGGGAGAUAGUGGAUAUUGACAUCAAGAAAGUUAAUGGUGCCCCUCAGUAUGCCUUUCUACAGUACUGUGACAUUGCCAGUGUCUGUAAGGCCAUAAAGAAGAUGGAUGGAGAGUACCUCGGCAACAAUAGGCUAAAGCUUGGAUUUGGAAAAAGUAUGCCCACAACUUGUGUUUGGUUGGAUGGUUUAGCCUCCAACAUCACAGAGCAGUAUCUCACUCGUCAUUUCUGCCGUUAUGGACAUGUUGUCAAGGUUGUAUUUGACAGACCAAAAGGAAUGGCCCUCGUCCUGUAUAAUAACAUAGAAUAUGCGCAGGCGGCUGUCAAGGAGACAAAGGGUUGGAAGAUUGGUGGCAACAAAAUUAAGGUGGACUUUGCCAAUCAGGAAAGUCAGAUGGCUUUCUAUCACUCAAUGCAGGCAUCUGGGCAGGACAUUCGCGACUUCUAUGAAAUCCUAUCUGAGCGAAGGGAUGAGCGCAGGCCGCAAUAUGAGUUUACAGCUGAGCGGCCAUUAUUUGACAAUGCUGUGCGAACACCUGGAGGAACCUUCACAGAAGAUCCCCGUCGCAAGUUACCUGACAGAGGCCGCGAGUUCUACACAGAAUGGGACUCAUACCAGGGGGAUUUCUAUGACCCACGUUACUUUGAUGACCCUCGUGAAUACAGAGAUUACAGAGACCCCUAUGAGCAGGACAUCCGCAAAUACAGUUACUUGCAGAGGGAGCGUGAGAGGGAGCGCUUUGAAACGGACCGCGAACGUGACCAUGGGCGGAGGACAAUGGAACACAGCCAGAGCCCUUCUCACCCUCAUCGCCCUGCCAGUCCUACAGCAUCCCACUCCCUCUCUGAGCGUCUACCAAGUGACUCUGAUCGGCGCAUUUGCUGUAGAUCCUCAGAGCGAAGUGCCAGCUGCAGUUCACUCUCACCUCCAAGAUUUGACAAGCCUGACAAGGCACGAUCCGAUCGGUAUAAUAAGAGUGAUAAGCCAGAGAAGGAGAGACUUUUUGAAGCUGAACAUGGUAUUGGGGGUGAAAAGGAAAAGUGGUCUGGGCGCAAGGAGAAGAGUGAAAAGGAGAAAGGUGAGAAACCGAGGCUAAGAAAGCUUAAAUUGCUGUCUCCCAGCAUUCCAUCGCCUGAGACUGAGCCUAAACUGGAAAGAGAAGUUAGUCCAGAUGCAGGCCUUCGAAGCAAAGUCAGCAAGUUUCCUCUUAAGGAAAAAGAAGGCUCGGGCAAAGGACGGCUAGACCUACCACCUUGUGUGGUGCAGCUAACACGUGUGAAGGAGAAGGAAGGCAAAUUGCUUGGUCAUGCUGUCCUAGAAAAACAAAGACUUAGAGGUGGGAAUGGCAGUAUUCGGCUUGCAUCACCUUCAAGGGAUCAGAAGAGUCCUCCCUUCCGCAUAGAUCCCCAAAAAGGAGAUCUAAUCAAGCAUGGGAAGGUGCCCAAAGACAAAACCCUGGCGAGGCUGGUUGAAGUUGUAGACAAGGAUGGUAAAAUUAAAGCCAAAAAACAUAUGAAAGCUGACCCUGGGUUUGAUGGUUCUAACUCUGUGGAUGUUGACCGUCUAGCUGCACGAAAGAGGCGUUUUGAAGACUCCAUGGGGAAGACCGAUCAACUGAAGAGGGGCAGUCCAGAAGAGGAAGAGGGCGGUAGUCUGGGACUUAGGAAGACACCUGACAGUGCUAUGGGAAAGGAGAAUGAGGGUGAAAAGAGCCUAUUGCGAAAAGUGGUGCAUAAGAAGGAUUAUUGCAAGGCUAAAUCUGAGAGACUUGUUACUGUUUGCAGUCCUAAAGAUGAACAAGAGUCUGAAAUUGUCUCCAUGGGAAUGGGCCUUGGACUCAGUUUGGAACUUCAGUCACGACUUGGAGAACCAACAGCAGAUGCAACAGAUCCAUUAGACCCACCCUGUCUGAAAAUUCAGUUUUGGGGAUCAAGUCUCACAAAAAUCUCUGAUGGGAGUCUUGACCAGGAGGCAUUCAAGCAACUGCCGCAACAAGACAAUGGCGAGCAGGGUGUAGGACUAUACAAAAAUAGAGGGGAAACUGAGGAACGGCUUGCAUCUGACCUUGACCACUCUCAGAGCUGCAGAAAACAAAUGGAACAGAGCCGACAGCUUCGGCUGAAGCUAGAAGAGCCUGACAAAUCAGAUAAAUCAGAAAGCCCACAAGGCAGCGACACAGAGGACUUUGAAAGGUGCAGUCUGGUGCAUGAGGUAGGAAAACCACCUCAAGAUGUUACAGAUGAUUCUCCAUCUAACAAACGUAAGAAAUCCGAGAGUUUUGACUUUGACUUGCUAAGCGGUAAGAGAGAACGCAACUACAGGUCUUCCUGGGAAUUAAAUGAAGACCUUGACCUGAGUGUCACAUCUUUUUCUGGCUCUGGACCCUUUCCCUCAAAUGAAGAAGAGUGUGCUUCCCAGUUAUCACAAUCAGUUACCAAUAAAGAGACUAAAGACUCUCCAAAAGAAGAGGACAAUGUCUACUCGCAUCUAGAUUCAUUUAAAUACAGCUUGGACAUGACACCUAAUCGUUUCCGUUCCCCUAACACAGAAUUUCCUAAGCUUAAAACAAAAUUGCUUGGGUGUGACGAGCAGUUACUCCAACGGUGGGAGAGCAGAAUCAAAUCUGACUGCCUCAGAAUGGACAUGACCUUUCCCAGUAGCAUUGUGAAACGUGAAAACAUUUGCAAACGUCUUGUGCGUCAACUAGAGCCUGGAGAAGUACCGUCAGAUUCCGAUGAUGAUGGUGAGAACAAAAACCACUCCCCUAAGCCCAACACCUCACUGACCUCUAUCCUCAGGGAACGUGAAGAAAGGUUGACAGGCCUCAAGCUCUCAUGCUCCCUGGAGAAGAACAAGUUCUAUUCUUUUGCAUUAGACAAGACUAUCACUCCAGACACAAAAGCACUUCUUGAGCGAGCCAAGUCAUUGUCCUCCGCAAGGGAGGAUAAUUGGUCCUUUCUUGACAGAGACUCUCACUUUGCCAGUCUUCGCAGUAGCUCAGACAAAGAAAAGGUAGAGUCUUUACCACGACCUAUCCCGUCUUGGUACAUGAAGAAGAAGAAGAUUCGUACCGACUCUGAAGGUAAACUGGAUGACAAAAAGGAGGACCCCAAAGCAGAGGAUCAGGAACAGCAGGAGCUGUUUGCAUCUCGUUUUCUUCAUAGUUCAAUCUUUGAGCAAGAUUCACGGCGUCUGCAACAUCUUGAGCGCGAAGAUCCUGAGUUGGGAGUUGACCGACAUCCUGCCAAACAGGAUGCUGUCGAAGGACAACCUGGGCCAUGGAGAGGGGACCUUCAAGAACCCAUAGUGCUUUUUCAUAGCCGCUUUCUAGAGCUUCAACAACAGAAGGAGACCUCAAGGGACCACUUUCCACAAGUAAUUGAAAGUUUUGAUGUAGUUGAUGUGAGUGAACAAGAAGAGUCUCCCAAGGUUUCAGAGUUCAUGCAGAAGGCUGAUAUUAAAUCAGUCAGCCCUUCUCUCAUCCUGCCAAUUUCACAGUUUCUUCCUUCACCCAGAGAUAUGUCUCCACAGCAGGAGAAAGAGGCUGUUUUAACUAAUUCAUCCUCUGAACAGACUGUUUCACUGCUUGAAGAGGAAAAAGUAGAACAUCAUCUUGAAGUGUCCCCACCCCAAUCUCCUCCACUAGUAGAGAUCCAACCCCCUGCCUCGAUUUUAAUCAUAACCUUAUCACCUUCCCUUUCAGAUGCUGAGGUUAAAGUUGAACCUAAAGAGGUAUUAUGUGAACCCAAAGUUACAACCGAAGGCGAUCUUACAGUGGAUCGUGCAUCUUUCCUUGAUAAUAAGCCUCCCACUCCUGGGGCCUCAUUAAGUAGUUUUGAGGCAAAGGCUGCUGAAUUCACCUGCUCUACUUCCCCCAAGAUUGAAGAUAAUAUGGAAAUGGUAAAGAUAGAGACCCAACCAGAGAAACCAGAUUCUAAGGACUUUGACAAACCUCAGAAAUCUGACGCUUCCCAAGAGGUUCACAUGCCAGUCUCAGAGGCUGGAAUCAAACCAGCAAAGCCAAUUCGCAAACAACCCAAGAGUAAAAGAGCUAAGCCAAAUGUGUCAGUAACACAAAUCUUGGAGCCCCCCGAAAUCAUUGUCUCUGAGAAACCAGUAACUCGAAAGAGUGAGCGAAUUGACAGAGAGAAGCUGAAAAGGUCUUCAUCUCCACGAGGAGAAGUAUUAAAGGCAUCAUCAGAACCUAAAACCACAGCCAAGUCACCAGUUAAUGUCCCUGACUCUGAGAAUGAAUCAAGCCUAAUCCACGGAAGGACCAGACGCCGAAAUGUGCGGUCGGUUUAUGCCACACCAUCUGAAGGGGAGGCCCAGCCACCAUGUAAAGAGGUGGUGGAGUCCUCCCGCUCCACACGUAAGUGUGGUGUUGACAAGGAGCUAGUGCAGCAGCUGCAGCAGGAGGCAUUGAACACAUCUACCAACACAAGGCGAGGUCGCCCACCCAAGUCACGCAGGCGAGGGGAAGAUGUGUCACCAGUGAAAGGGGACUCGCAGAAAACAUCAGAGGAAGACAUUGACAUGAAAGAGCCUGCGAACACUGGACAGGGUUCCAGAAUGUCUGAGGGGUGGCGUUCACCCCGUAUGCAGAAAGUGCAGACAGCUCAAGUGUCUUCACUUACUGGGGCCUCAAUUGGCAGGAAAGCAAGUAGAGUAGAUAAACAAUCCGAGAGUGCUACAUCAUCAGGAGAGAAGUCAGUUGAUAGGACAACUACUGAAGAGCUUGAGCCCAAAAUAAAAGAUGUGGCAGAAGAGGCAGGGAAAUUAUUAGAGGCAGCAAAGCAAUGCUUGCCAACACAGAAAGACGAAAAAGACCAAGCGCUAACUGAUCAAAUUGAGAAAAAUAAUUCUGAAGGGGACAUUGAGAGGACAGAAUCUACCCAUGUGGAGAAAAGACAACAAUCUGAAAAGAGUGGGAAAGUAAAAGCACCAAGGUUGACACAAAAUGCCAAAUUGGUGACAGAGAAUAAAUCGCAUGGCUUGAGAAACCUUGAGAUUCGUGUAAGCGUAGAUGAUGUGAAAGGCUUGCUUUGCACUGAGGAGGAUGAGGCUGAAUCUUUUGAGACCACUGCUAAAAAGGCCAAACCAAGAGUACCAGAUAAAGAAGAAACAAGUACUCCGUGUUAUCUGAAAGAAGCAGCAGAGUUCAGCCCAGAGGAAAAGGAAGAAGUUCUAUUAGACCCUGAACAACCGGAAGACCCAGCAGCCGCUAUUUUAGCACGUCAGAUGGAACUGGAACGGGCAGUGGAGAAUAUUGCCAAACUUACAGUUGUGCAACCUCUUCAACCCUAUAAGGAACCACCUGCAGAGCCACCUACCCUGCUGCCCACUGUCACUGUAGAACCAGAGAAUGAAAUAGAGGGGGAGAAGUCAGCUAUUCCUGCCAGUGAAACCGAACUUGCUGCUGCUAUUGAUUCCAUUACUGCUGAAGACAUAUCUGCUGAUACAGAUGGGUUCACAGCUCCUUCUACUUAUACUGCACUUGUUCCUACCCCAGAGCCACUGGUCUCACCCUCUGCCAAUGAUGUAUUGGAACCAGAAACACACAUGACUAUCAGCAACAUUAUUGACCCAGAGAUGGGAGUUCUGAUUCCCAGUGCCAAGCUCCUGACGACAGAUGCUAAAGCCUCUGAAUCAAUAGUCUCUGGGGCCUCUGCCGAAGAUGAGUCCCUUCCACCAGAAACACACACAAAAAAAGGGAAAGCAGUCAGACCUAAGACUCCAAAGAGGUCCAGGGGACGAAAGGCUGUCAACCGGAAGGGAGAGACUGCUGAAGAGGUAUCAGAAGCUGAGACCUCCCCUUUCAAGCUACCAGAGUCCAUUCCUGAAAAAAUUGAAAUCAUCAACUCUAAGGCAGCUACUGCUACAGCUGCAGCAACAGCCGCUGUUGUCACUGCAGCUGCUACCUGCAAAUGUGAUAUCACAUGCACCAUGACUGAGGAAACUCCCAAGGAGGCAGAACAACCUGCUGUGGAACAACCUGUACCUGAAGAAUCUGCUUUUCACUCUGGCACCAAGAGAUUUCCACAUUUCAAAAAGUUGCAACUAUCAGCAGUAGCCCCUGGUCUCUCUCCAUCCCCUGCCCUCACACCUUCUCCAACCCAAUUGAAUGUCCCUCCACCCCGCCCAGGCAAGAUGCCUGUUUCACCAGACUGGCUUCACAGAUCUGAAGAAAGUAUAAUCCAUGCUACUCUUGCAACUCAAGUUACUGUAGUCACUCCCUCUGCACCAGCAGUAACUGCACUUGGGAGCCAGUCAGUAAAUCCACUUAUGCCUCCUGAUACUAAGGCAUCGGAUAUUGACCCUAGCGCCAGCACUCUCAGAAAGAUCCUCAUGGAUCCCAAAUAUGUGUCAGCAUCAAACAGCAAUGCCAUUCCUACUACAGUGCUAACCACAAUGCUGGCAGACCCUCGCAUGUCAGAGAAUGAAAACUCAUCUGACACGAUGGCUGCUAGGCACACGCAUCCUGAAGACAGACCCUUGCCUUUCACUCUUCAAAAACCAUCCCCGCUUACUGAGACCCAGCAGAACUUUGGAGAGAAGAUGGUGCAUUCAGUCAUUUCUUCCCCUACUACCUCUGUCAUCAGCCGGAUUCCAAUGCCCUUUGACACUGAAGAAGCACCUCGAAUCUCCCUAAGUAACCGUAAUGCUGGCCUAUCUCUGCCCAAACAGAAAUCCAGAUCAAGUAUGAACGAGAACAACUGUUACCAUGGAGUGGAUGUGGCAGAGGAUGUAAACCACAGAGGACAGUCUGUAGUUGAGAGCUCACCCUACAACACAGGCUCCAGUCCUGGCCUCAGGGUAAAUACAUCAGAAGGUGUGGUAGUACUGAGUUACUCAGGGCAAAAAACAGAGGGACCUCAACGGAUCAAUGCCAAAAUUAGCCAGAUCCCACCAGCCAGCGCAGUCGACAUAGAGUUCCAGCAGUCUGUGUCUAAAUCUCAGAUUAAGCAAGAACCAUUUGCCCCAUCCCAGCCUUACACCCCCAAGGGACCCCUGACACCUACAGGGUACGGACACCCUGGGGUACUCUUAACUGGCCAGUCAUACAAUUCUCAGCCUGUCAUCUCCACCAUUAAGCAGGAGAGUCCUGCUUCUGAAAAGUCAGAGUCAUCAUAUCACACUGGACACCAGGGUAGCGCAGUAAAGAUGUUUCAAAAACCGGUCACUAGUCCUCAAGUACUGAUGUACAAUCAGGCUGUGAUGCAGCAGCACGCAAAGAAAGGGCCUGGAGCAGAAUCCAAACCAAUGAUGGCGGAUAUGGCAAAGGCACACCAGACAUCCAACCUCAGCCCAAUCAUGAAUUCACAUCACCCAUCUUUGACUGGUACCCCAUCUGAUCGGUCAGUCCCACACCUCAAGCAAGAGCCCCAUUCCCCUCGAACAACGGGCCACUCACCUUCACCCUUUGCCAAAGUUUGCUCUCCCAGCAACUCAAUGUCCCCCCAUGCCAGCUCUAGGGUUUUGCAUCCUGGCAUGCCUGAGAUGUCUCCAUAUGUCUCCAGUAUGCACCACCCCCAUCCAGAGCAGUCUGUUAUAAUGACCCCGGUGUCACACAGCGUCACCCAGUCAGUGUCUAUAGGUCACCUCUCGCACAGCGAUGUCAGGAUGAACACCCCACAGCUCUCUGGAAUGAAUUAUGGAAGACGGGUGGAUUCCCUGCCGUCUCCCCACACUGGACCUCCUCAGCGCUCCAACACGCUAGCCGUGAUCAGAGACAUGGUGCUGCAGUCACACGUGGGCCCCACUCGGGGAACCUCUGACAGCUGCGCCGAAGAGAACAUGAGGCACUACCAGCAGGGGCUGUGCAGACCCUCUGCAUCCCAGCUCCAGUCAGAUGUGAUGAUGAUGCAGGCAGAGCAGCACAGAGGGCUGCAUCACGCAGGCCUACGUCUGGACCAGUACAGCAUGGCCUCACGAGACAUCAGAGACAUGCGCGACAUACGAGACAUGCGCAUCCUGAUGCACCAUCAACUAGGAGAGCACACCAUCGCAGAGGGACGUCAGUCACGAACUCCUGAGGCAGGAGCAACCUCAAUCACCAACCUCUCUGCUGCCUCCAAGAGUCCAAAAGGCAUGGCGCAGAUGCGAAAGGAGAUUCCCAAAACAUUGGAGGCAAAGCCUCACCCACCUCAUACUGAGAGCAGCAGGACCAUUGGGGUCCAUCCAUCCAUUCCUGUUAUGGUGUCUCCUCAUCAUCAUCCUCAAGGGGUUCAGCUGAUUCAUCCAGGUGGCGCCGGCUCCUUCCCAGUGUACCGGGAUAUGCAGGGCUUCCACUCCCAGUUUUCCAGUCACUCUUCAAUGGGAUUGAACCUGGCUCCCUGCGGCAUCACACCUUCCCAGGAUUGUGAUCUCGGCCACAGGGGCAAGCUAUCUCAGUCACUAUCACUUGGUAGAGGAAGUGAAACCAAAUCGGACAACUCCCACCUCUGUCACACAGCCUCCAUCGACUUAUCUCACAUGCCCCGGAUGCAGAGGGACACCAUUUCACCCUCUUAUACGUCUCCCAUGGCUCUCUCCCACAAGCAAGAGCUAGCUCUGCAGAACGGCCCACCAGUCUUCAUGCCGAGCCCUCCAGUAGCACCCCUCUCAAGUUCCUCACAGUUGCACCCUGAGGGUAAACUGGGGCACUCAGGAUACCGGCCCGUCGAUAUGGUGCAGCUUUUAACGAAAUACCCCAUAGUAUGGCAAGGCCUGCUGGCACUGAAGAAUGACUCGGCUGCCGUGCAGCUCCACUUUGUCUCUGGUAACAACGUUCUGGCCCACCGUUCACUGCCGCCCCUGGAGGGAGGGGCCCCGCUCCGCAUCGCACAGAGGAUGAGGUUGGAAGCGUCCCAGCUCGAGGGCGUGGCUCGCAGGAUGAUGGUGGAGAGUGACUACUGCCUCCUGCUAGCUCUGCCAUGUGGACGGGAUCAGGAGGACGUUCUCAGUCAGACCCUUCUCCUGAAAGGAGGCUUCAUCACCUACCUACAGCAAAAACAGGCAGCUGGGAUCAUCAAUGUCCCCAACCCCGGCUCCAAUCAGCCAGCAUACGUGGUGCAGAUUUUCCCGCCGUGUGAGUUCUCUGAGAGCCACCUGUCGCGGCUCGCCCCCGACCUUCUCAACAGUAUCUCCAGCAUCUCCCCUCACAUCAUGAUUGUCAUUGCCUCCGUGUAAUACCUCCAAUAAAAAAACUCCAUUCUCUAGAACCCAACAGAAUCAAGCCAACACCAGCCUUUUUGGACUUUCAUCCAGGUUAGAAAACUGGAAAUGCCUCAGUUUGGAUGGGUUUGACCUUUUUUGUGUUUAAAACAUGCACUCACUCUUACUUCUCUUCUCUUCACCAAGUCCUUAAGUCAUCCUUCCACCUCUGAUUCCACAACUCUCUGCCUUUACGGAGAGCGUACGGAAGGGUGGAUUGGGAGUUUUCAUGAUCAAUUCUAUGAUCAUCCAUUUCACUUUUGCCAUCUUUGGAGGUAAACCGGAUUGAAAGCAUUCGAGGGGACGAAGGAACGAAAAGAAAAAGACGGCUAAGGGAUGUUUUUACUGUCAUUGAAAUAAUGAUUGUGAUUAUUAUUUUAUUUUCUUGGAAUUUUCUUAGUAAACAGAUCCGAUCAGUCAUUGCACUAUGUUGAGAAAACAAAAUAAAAAAGGAAAUAAAAAAAACAUGAACUUUGUACAGAUUUGGGAAUAAAAUGAUACUUAUUAUAAUAGACAUGCUCCAGUGACCAGCUUUGCUUGUGCAAGAGAAAAAUUGAAAAAAAGUAUGUCUGCUUCAUCAAUCUUCUGUACUGCUUUUACUCUUCUACCAUCCGCCAACUUGAUUUCCUUCUACUUCAUUUCCAGAGUCAACUCUAUCCUCGGAGGGUACUAUUUGAGUUGUACAGUUUGCACUUAAUGCCUCAACAGGCUAAUAUAUAUAUAAUUUGUUUAUUUUUGUUUGUCUCCUUUUCAAGUCAAGGUGUUGUAGACAAUUGCAAAACUGUAAAUAUUAUAAAUAUUUAAAGAUUAAGAUGUAAGGAGGCCAAGUGGAUUAUAUGACAGCUCAUCACUAUCAAUCUUUUGGGGGUGGUGAGGGCUGGCAACUGGCAAGGACCCCUACAAAACUCCUAGGAGUGACAUUUACAAACUUUUGUUAUUAGAAUUGAUUCUGUGCCAGAAUCUCUUUUUCAAAGACUCCCCCCACCCCACACACACACAAAAUGUAUCUAAAUAAUCAGAACCUAUUUUCAUACUUGACUUUGUAUUUGUCACUCAUAUUUACUGUAACAGCCUCCUUUUGGACUUUGUUUUUUAUAUUUUUUCUUCAUCAGACCAGCCUGUUACAGCAUACAUACUACUACUCCAUUGUGAAAUCCUGUCCUCAUUUCCAUGGAGUGCCAUAAACCGUUCUAUUUGAUGUUGGUGAACAUAGUCCUUCUGUCUCUCUCCCUGUGUCCUCCAAAGUUAUAUUUGAUGUUGAAUUGUGGUUACUGUUUAGCAAACCGGUGAGCAUAGUCCUUCUGUCUCUCUCCUUGUGUCCUCCUCUGCCCCCUACUGUUCCUCUGAAAAUACUCCUGGAUACCAAUAUGUGUUCCCAAAGUCAAAAAGUAAAUUACUCAAUGACAGCUGUAGCAUGCUUAACUUGAAUAAGUAAAGGGUAAAUCCAAUCCGUAAGGCAACGAAUGUGACUUGAACUUUAAACAAUGCUGGGAAUGGAUGUGUAAACUCUCGCUCUCUUUCCUUUCCCUGAACUAGUGUCUCCCUCAACCAAUUCUGUAAAUACUCAUGUUCUUAAUAUGUGCUCUUGUGUACUUUCCCUUAUUACUGUCUCCGUUCAGGGUCCUCAUAUUUUGUUUUGUGUGACAAAACAAAGCAGUCCGAAAGAGACAAAGCUUGUUGUGAACCGAUGCAGAAAGUAAACCAUGAUUCUCAGUUUUUGUGGUGUAAAUAUUUCUAUAACUGCAGGCUGAAUACUCUCAUGGUGAUGUUGAAGGCACUUAUAAUUUUUGUAUACAAAUGACAAGAAAAUACCCCAAAAACAAAAUGAUUUAUUGUAAACUGUCUUUUGAUCAAUCUUAUUUCAUAAUUUUGAGUGUAUUUUGUUGUUUCUCUAUGAGGACAUUUUAAACUGUAAAAUAAAUGGUUGUUUAAAAUCUACAGAUCAUUAAAUGAUCCGUCACUUGA